CUGGGUGCAGAUCACAUUCUCCCAGACUCCUGAGCCCUGGGUCCAGCCAUGGGCCCCUCCAGCAUCUUCCUGUGCAUCCUGUUCCUCUGUGGGGCACUGGGUCUCACCACGCCCCCGCCCCCUGCCCGAGGUCGGCUCCGCUGCUACACCUGCAGCUUUGCCAAACCCUGCUACCCGGUUCCCACCGAGUGUCAGGACGACGAAGCUUGUGGCAUCAGUAUUGGCACCUCAGAGCAGAAUGAGAUCAUCGAGCGGAAGGGCUGCCUCCCACGGGCCCAGUGCCCUCUGCAGGGCCAUGCCACCUACUGGUCGCGCUCCUACGCCCUGCGGCACCACUGCUGUGAGCAGGACCUGUGCAACACAGCCACCACGCUGCAGCCGCUCCCCAGCCCCCUACUCGCCUCCCUGCUCCUCCUUGCAGCCAGCUUCACCUGGGGAGGUCCCCUCCUCCGCUGGCUUCAAGCCAAUCUGCAGCCUUCAACCCAGGAUUCUGCCCCCCUCCUCACCGCCUUCGAGACCCCUGCAUCUGAGAUAUGCCCAAGAACCUGAUUCUGUAGAGAACUCUGAUUCCCAGCCUCACACCUUCCCAGACCCCUCCCAAGGUCUGGUUCCUGCGGGCACCACUCUAGCCUGGAUAGGCACCUGCCCAGA
This is a messenger RNA of Lontra canadensis (Northern American river otter), 651 nucleotides long. RefSeq names its product lymphocyte antigen 6G6e-like. Lineage: Eukaryota; Metazoa; Chordata; Mammalia; Carnivora; Mustelidae. Gene Ontology annotation, molecular function: acetylcholine receptor activator activity; acetylcholine receptor binding; transmembrane receptor protein serine/threonine kinase activity. The transcript is spliced from 3 exons. Bases 49 to 549 code for a protein of 166 amino acids. Gene Ontology annotation, cellular component: plasma membrane. The record is from RefSeq and is a predicted model, not a curated record. Gene Ontology annotation, biological process: desensitization of G protein-coupled receptor signaling pathway; acetylcholine receptor signaling pathway.